Ophidiomyces ophidiicola is the source of this 1077-nucleotide messenger RNA. RefSeq lists its product as uncharacterized. Lineage: Eukaryota; Fungi; Ascomycota; Eurotiomycetes; Onygenales; Onygenaceae. The transcript has 8 exons. The record is from RefSeq and is a predicted model, not a curated record. The coding region runs from base 1 to 1077 and encodes 358 amino acids.
AUGAGAAACCCUCCGCCAGCGGUUGUCAGCUCUUGGCCCAAGCCCAACUACGUGAACCCUGAACGACAGGGUCCAAGCUCCAUUAUAGUUGGAGCCAUAUUUCUUUCGAUAUCCUUCCUUGUUGUCGGGCUACGAAUGUUUGUGCGGCUUCAUAUGAAAAAGACCGCAGGAUGGGACGACUGGCUGAUGCUUGUUAACUUGCCUCUUUUGGCCUGCCAUACUUCUGUGUUGAUAGUCGGAACGUAUUUUGGAUGGGGAUAUCAUAUCUGGGAUAACAAACCGCAAUGGAUUCGAGGCUCCCGAGUUACCACUUGGGUCAGCCAGCUCUGUUCUGUGUUGAUUAUGACAUUUGUGAAGCUCUCUAUUUUGGCCUCAUAUCUUCGCAUCUCAAAGACAGCCAAAUCAUUGAGAUAUGCCACAUGGGUUAUGAUUGGCGUGAUAACUGCAUGGGGAGUUGCAUUUGCUUUCUCGUUAUUUUUUGCUUGCGUGCCAUUAAGACACUACUGGGACCAUUUCAGUGAUCACCAUUGCUCCAAUGAAGCUGGCCGGAUUAUGACAACUUCAAUAUCAAAUCUUGUCUCCGACGUCCUCGUCCUCGCCCUCCCAAUUCCCACAUUUUGCAAGAUGCACCUUCCGAUUAGAGAGAAAGUCAUUCUUAUUAUCCUGAUGAACUUGAUACUAAUGUAUGAGUAUCUCCACUAUGAGUAUCUCCACUAUCCUGUUUUGGCCUUUUUUUUUGCCUGCGCCGCAUCAAUUGUGCGAGCGUACUACACCUAUGUGGUUGUUGCUCGAACUUAUGAUGUAACAUGGAUAGGAUAUAAAGUGUGGCUAUGGAGUUCCCUCGAGGGCAAUCUCCUCGUGAUAUGUGCAUCUGUACCGACGCUACGACCUUUCGCAAGGAAAUAUUUCCCGCGUUUGGGAUUCAAAUCCGUCGAUGGAACGUCCCAGGAAAACUCAGCCGCGCAGGCCCCAGCACUCCAGCGCUCCCCUUCUCAAAGCCGACAUUCAAGCGAGAAAGACGAAGAAAGCUCGUUGGAAGACCUUGCUCAACAAUAUUUAAGAACAACUGUCGAAUGA